Molecule: messenger RNA, 3023 nt
Organism: Mugil cephalus (flathead mullet)
Lineage: Eukaryota; Metazoa; Chordata; Actinopteri; Mugiliformes; Mugilidae
Gene: tbxa2r
Product: thromboxane A2 receptor
Exons: 4
Coding region: 351-1478 (375 amino acids)
Biological process (GO): adenylate cyclase-activating G protein-coupled receptor signaling pathway; positive regulation of blood pressure; inflammatory response
Cellular component (GO): plasma membrane
Molecular function (GO): thromboxane A2 receptor activity
Source: RefSeq, a predicted model, not a curated record
GGGGUAUCAGAUGAGUAUCAGAGCUGCUUUUGGAGAGGACACAGCAGCAGGGGGAAGAGAGAGGGCUACUGCAAACUUUCAAGUGGGAGUUCUUUUUUUUUUUUUUCUCAGAUGGGGAUUGCCGUGUGACAUUCUUCCUACCUCUUCUUGCUGUUAUUUUCUCUGUCGUUUUUCCUAGAAGAGCAGAAAUUUGAGGUGGGGGAAGAGUAGCAUAAAAACCUUGCAACCAAGCUGAGUUGGUCCUUGAAAGCCCUUCUUUGGUCAAAGGAAGAAAUCGAAUUCUUCUUACGUCCACUGUCUGCCCAUCUCUGACUCAUCUGAAAUCAACAACAUCACAUUAGCUGAACACCAUGAAUGCCUCCGACGGGCCAGCCGCCAACUACACCCCACUCUGCUACUCCAUCAACAACCCUCCAUUCAUGCUCCCGCCAAGUGGCGCAGUCCGCUUCUCGGCCACCUUCAGCGCCGUGGGCCUAACCUCCAAUCUUGUCGCCUUUAUUGUCCUGGUCAACUCCUUCCGGAAAACGCAAAGCCGCUCACGCUCUUUUUUCCUGAUCUUCCUGGGUGGUCUUGUGGUCACCGACUUCAUGGGUCUCCUGGUCACAGGCUCCAUUGUUGUCUCCUUUUAUGUUACGCACUUUAACUGGCGUGACGUAGACCCUGACUGCCACUUUUGUAACUUCAUGGGUAUGUCCAUGGUGUUCUACGGACUGAGUCCCCUGCUGCUGGGUGCCACCAUGGCCAUUGAACGCUUCAUUGGCAUCAACCAUCCAUUUGCACGCUCCACAAGCAUGCCAAAGAGUCGGACAGUCUCCAUGGUGCUGAUGGUGUGGUUGCUUGCUGGCUGCAUAGCUCUGUUACCUCUAAUGGGUCUUGGGAGCUACCACAUGCAGAUACCUGGUUCCUGGUGUUUUUUCAACAUCAGCUCAGAGGGAAGUGACCUGGUCUUCUCCUUGAUCUUCUCUCUGGUCGGGCUGAUAAGCAUCGCCGUGUCAUUUUUGCUGAACACAGUGAGCGUGGUGACCCUGAUCAGGGUGUGCUGUGGACAGGGCGGGAGCCAGCGGCGCAGAGACCAUGAAGUGGAGAUGAUGGUGCAGCUUAUCCUGAUCAUGCUCAUCGCUUCUAUCAGCUGGUGCCCCCUCCUGAUAUAUGUUCUGAUGAGUGUGGUGACCGCUGCUCCUGUAAGCGCUGAACAGCUUAUGUUCAGCAUACGAAUGGCUACCUGCAAUCAGAUAUUUGACCCUUGGAUAUACAUCAUGUUUCAAGUGUCCCGGCUAAGGGCUGUUCUCAAGAAAGUCAACCCUCGACGCGACUGGGCCCGUGGCUCCAUCAUGACACUGUACCCUUCUUUCAGCGAGACAGUCCGCAGGUUCACGCGAUCUUCAAUUGGGAGCAACCUGGGCUCAGCUGAAAUGGAAGAGACAGAGAAAUCGAAGGCAACACCACCAUCUACAUCAAAACCUCCUCCUUCUCCAUGAUCGGUUGGAUAUGAGCAAGAGUUGCCUCCAACUGACUGAUGCUGUUAGGGGUCACAGAUGUGUUUCACUGUUCCCACUCGCUGAUGUGUUUUCAUGUCGAUUGGGACCAGAGUUGCAGGAUUAAGCCAAUAAUCUGAAUGGUCUGAAGCUUGUUAUGCUAUUGCAUGUUUCUUAAAUGGUUUACAGGAGCAGUAAUGGCAUUUAAAUUUAGAGCAAUUCAUAGCGAUCAAGUCUGUAAUCUCAGCACUGAAAUCAGCUAAGGCACCUUUGAUGUUUUCUACAAGUACUGUUUUUUUGCUCUUUUAAGUGCUUUUAUGAUUUGCGAUUGAGUAUUUAAACAUCACGUUACAGUAGACACGGCCAUUCAUUCAGGUGAUUGUGUCUAUGUGCUUAAAAGUCACAACAUCAAAGUAUUAAGCUUAAUCCUUUUGGAGGAACCUUUGACGGCUCACAAUAACAGUGCAAUCCCAAAAGCAUCGAUCAUUGACAACUGACUUCUGACAUUGUAUGUAAUAUCUGUAGAUAAAACUGUUAUUUAUAGUGACAUGAUAGAUACUUUAAAAACACGCAGUGUAACAGAACUUUUUUUUAUAUGUGUAUAUAUAUAAAGACGCCUAUUUCCACAUCUGAAAAUAAACAAAUGCUAAUGUUACUUUUUGAAUGAAGUGUCCCUGAUUACAACAAUGGAGACAGUUUUUCUUGCUAAACUUCACAAAUGUAAUGUUACAUGUCAUGUUUCCAGUGUAUUUUGUUGUGUGAAAGGUGACAGUAACGACACAAAGAAGCUAAAACCCCAAAACUGCUUUUUAAAAAGCCUGAUGUUUUGUAGAUGGUAUUCACUAACACAGAGUACAGAAAUAAUCUAUCACAUGUUACAAAAGCAAUAUCACCACUUCUGUUAUUACUGGUAUGGCAUGGUCACUCACUAGUGAUUUCAUAUUCAUAUUCUCCUGAAACCAUCACCUCCCACUAUUACUGCCAUUACCCACCACUUCAGAUAGCUUUGAUUUAUUUGUCUGGCUUUUCUUUAGCCAUCUGUUAGAUUAUUACACUGAAUGUAAACUGCAUGUGUGCUGCCCAGUUAAAAGGAAAGCAGGAUGUUUGAAGGAAAGGCUUUAAGGUUAAGUGUGAAAUGCAUGAAAAACAGGCAACUCAGCUGUUGGUUUUCUUAUUUGUUAUUUGCCCCUUAGAGGUUUUAAGUUAAAAGAUAACAUUUGUGUGAUAAAUGGUUAAUGUCAAUAGUAUUUGCAUAAUUUAUACAGUGCCAUGAUAAAUUGAGCUAAACUGUUUUUAACCUUCUAUUUGGGCUAUCAAGAGUGCAAUAUUCACACGGAUCAUACGGAUAAAUGGUUUUCAUACAUUGUAUUUUCACUCGUGUCCUUCAUUGAACAAAUAACUGAAUGAAUCGCAGAUGAUGGCUGAGAUGUGAUUAUCUGAAUUCGUUAGCUGCGUGGUUUGAUGAUAAGGUAGUGUGUAAGUGAUGAAUGUGUUCGAUGGAAAUGACACAUGACUGUACUAAAGAAAUAAAAGAUACAGAAAACUCUU